Molecule: messenger RNA, 718 nt
Organism: Polistes canadensis
Lineage: Eukaryota; Metazoa; Arthropoda; Insecta; Hymenoptera; Vespidae
Product: mitochondrial inner membrane protease subunit 2
Exons: 3
Coding region: 201-698 (165 amino acids)
Biological process (GO): mitochondrial respiratory chain complex assembly
Cellular component (GO): mitochondrial inner membrane peptidase complex; membrane
Molecular function (GO): serine-type endopeptidase activity
Source: RefSeq, a predicted model, not a curated record
UUUCUCUAUUCAUCAAUACUUGUUGGCAACCCUGAUAGUAACCUCUAUUGAUAUCAAUGGAUACUGUCUUCAUAUUUGACAUGAAUGUUAGUGGAAAUAAAUUUUGGUUAGGAUAUUAAAUCCAAUUAUUUAUAAGUCAUUUUUAAAUAUACCAUACAAAGAAAUUUAAAUGGAAUAAACAUAUUUAAUCUAAGUGAUACAUGAGAAUACCAUCUUUUUUACGUAGUGUCCUAAUAGGCAUCCCUGUUGGGAUUACCUUCUUGGACACAGUAGGAUAUGUGGCUAAAGUUGAAGGAAUAUCAAUGCAACCAGCUUUAAAUCCAGAUUUAAAAAAUCCAGACUAUGUUUUCUUAAAUCGUUGGGCUAUACGUAGUCACGAUAUUCAACGAGGUGAAAUAGUAUCUGUGAUAUCUCCCAAAUCACCAAGUCAAACAUUAAUCAAGCGAGUUGUAGGCCUCGCAGGUGAUAUUUUACAUACACGUGGAUAUAAAUCGGACUACCUUCAGGUUCCAGAUGGACAUUGCUGGUUGGAAGGAGAUCACACAGGUCGUUCAAUGGACUCGAACACUUUUGGACCAGUUUCCCUUGGUUUAAUCACUGCUAAAGCUACUUGCAUAGUUUGGCCACCUAAUCGUUGGCAAUAUCUAGAAGCUUCCAUGCCAAAUCAACGUACAAUAUUAAAUUCUAGAAGAAGUUAAUCAAAAGUGCAUUAUAAAUA